UGGCAAUUGUAAGUGACAUGGACGAUUGUUGUAUUGUCUCCUUCGAAACCGGAAAUCGUAAGGAGUAGGCCUAUUGCCGAGUGUGUUCUUGUUCUACUAUUUUCUCUGGAACAAGAAGCUUGACUGGGCCUCUGUGAUUGUUGUUAUUGUUUGACACUAGAGGCCUUCUACUACCUGGUUCCGUACGAGCUGUGGAUUUACAAGCCCAGGUGACGUGGUAACGAUGGUCUCUACCCUACUUGGAGGGAAUCUACUCAAAGCUGUGCUUUCGAGUGGGAGCCGUUCUCUGGAGGAGAGAGCGUAGAACCAACCGGAGUUGGCUCGUGCACAGAUAUCCUCGUGCACUGUGUACUCGCUGGUGGUAGGCAAAAGAGCGACACACGGUGUCGGGACUUCUAGAAUCUGUGGUUGGCUAAAAGCAACGCGCACUUUGAGGACAACUGAGAUCGAUGGUGGCCAGAGAGUGACAUGCAGUCCCAACCCGACUGGAAUCCCAGGUAGGCAGAGAACGACACACGCAGUCUCAAGGCGGUGUGGAUCCCGUUAAGGGGUAAAAAAGUGACACUGAGUCUUGAGAGAACUGGGAUCCUUGGUAGGCACAGAGCUACAUACGGCGUUAAGACCACCGAGAUCCUUUUUCUUAUCAGAAAGUCUGAAACCUACCCCUGUUCAUGCCAGUUUUGAAUAUAUCUGGACUUCGAGAUUCAAGGGUGUAUUUCCUUUUCUUUUCUUUUCUGUUCUUUUUUCUUUCUUUUUUUGUUGUUGUACCACUUUCCAGAGUUUCUUGACACAUCAGAAGUGUGCUCAGUUUCAGAGAUGACCGCGUUGACAGGUUAUUCCAGUUGAUGUUGAUGUUGUUACCUACACCCGGGAGACGUACUUUUAUUUUUGGGAUUGUACGUAGCUCCUAGGUGUGGCUGAGGCAAGCUUUUGCCAGCGCACCCAGCACUGCUCAUCCUGGUCACUCUUUUGACCGAGUCCUGGGAGGGAGUCUGUGCGUCUACCUUGUGCUACUGGAGAUCUACGCUGCCUCGCCGCCAUGGACCGCUGCAGCAAGUUCAAGGUGUUCAACCUGCUUAUCGUGUUCUGCGUCGUGAAUUUCUUCAUCUAUCGGAUCUAUAGUUCGCAAGACACUUCUUCCUCCCCCACGCCCUCGGCCACUCGGGCUGUCGCCGCCUCGCUCCAUGGCAACAACACCCACAGCAGCAACAACGGUAAUCAAGCUACGGGGAAUGCCAUUGGGGCAAGUAGCAGUACGAUUACCACGCUGAGUGUGGGUCAGCACACAUCUUCUCAGAUAUUGGCCACCGUCAGUAAUGUGACGGGUGGGUCGACCAAUGUGACUGGAAAGGCUCCGAACAGCACGUCCGUGGGGCCUGGGGCCAGUUCCGGUCAGCUACCGCUGUGUCCACUCGUGCCACCAAACCUAA
Messenger RNA from Aplysia californica (California sea hare), 1430 nucleotides. RefSeq names its product beta-1,4-galactosyltransferase 1. Gene Ontology annotation, biological process: carbohydrate metabolic process. Lineage: Eukaryota; Metazoa; Mollusca; Gastropoda; Aplysiida; Aplysiidae. Gene Ontology annotation, molecular function: glycosyltransferase activity. The record is from RefSeq and is a predicted model, not a curated record.